This is a messenger RNA of Candidula unifasciata, 855 nucleotides long. NCBI's taxonomy places the organism in Eukaryota, Metazoa, Mollusca, Gastropoda, Stylommatophora, Geomitridae. The record is from the annotation of a GenBank genome assembly.
AUGUCCUUGAGCCUUGAUGAUAAACUCCUCGGAGAGAAGGUGCAUUACUACUGCAGCAGUAGUGAGGAUGAGGCUGAUGAAGGGGAUGACAGCGAUGGAGGAGGAGCUGACGAUGAAGGCAGCAGCGGCCAUAAAGUUGUGCGUGAAGGAAACGCUAUUUCGCCAACAGAUAUGCUGGCUGAUGGUUAUGGGCCUGGUGUGACAAAUACAGGUCCUAAGGGAGUGAUUAAAGACUGGAGAGAAUAUAAGAGACUUCAGACGGAGAAACGAGAAGAGCAGGAGAGAGAGAGGAUUCAGCUGGCAAAAAAGCUGACAUUGACCUGUCGAUCACAUCUCAAUGAUGAAGAAGAAAAAAAUGAGGAUCAGAAGUUUCUGGAAGAAUUAGACGAAUUGGAGGAUGAAUUUCUCAAAGAGUAUCGCUUGAAGCGAAUAGAGGAGAUGAGAAAAGCACUGGCUGAAGUGCCAAAGUUUGGGAAGUUGGUAACUCUGACGUCACAGAAUUUUAUUGAAGAGGUUGACGGAGAGAACCCGGGUGUUACCAUAAUUGUUCACAUUUAUGAUCCGUUUGUUGGUAGGUGUGGCUGCAGUGGAAAUGUAAGGUCAGGUUGCAAGUGUGCUUUGGAAGGUGUUCCCGCCCUGCUUGUGUACAAGAACAAAGAACUCAUUGGUAAUUUCAUUCGUUUGAAGGAUGAGUUUGGAGACGAUUUCUACGCUAGCGAUAUUGAAAGUUUUCUGCAAGAACAUGGAUUCCUGCCGUCCCAGGAUUCCAUUCGUGUGAUUCGUGAUCAGCAUACAGGGGAGAUCCGUGGAACUCUUCAACAAGAAGGAAAUGACAGUGAUUUUGAUAUUGAUUAG